CGAGAUAAAUCCGUUCCCCGCGAAACAAAUAGUAACGCUGUGCCAAUUAAUUUACGAACAAACUUCGCUCGACACUCCCACAGUGUCAUUGGUGCCGGUACGCCCAAGCGGAAGUGUCAGUGGUAGAGCAGGUGAAGUGGCAUCCGCAGCUUCACGCUCUCGCUAGGAGCUGUUGAGAAAUGUGGAAAAAGCAAGCCUCCGUGUGCUGGCUCGUUAGUGUCUACGUCCUGUGUCAGUCCGUUGCAACGGAGGGUAACCAAGUGCGGGAGGAAUACUUCAGUCGCGGUAGCAACGGGACACUUUCCUGCGCUACGUCCGAAAAUCAAAAUAUCGUAUGGCACAAGGAUGGUGCAAACAUUACCAAUCCAAGAAUUACGUUUCAGAUCGUAGACAGCGGCGCGCCGGUUCGGAAAUGGUCAUUUGUAGUGCCCGACGAAGAUAAAACCGAUGAAGCAAACGCUCCGAAACUGUACUUCACUCUGACGAUACACAAUUUUACCACAACCGACGAAGGCAACUACACCUGCUACAAUCUGGAAAAUGGUCUCAACGUGUCGUACAACGUGCGCACCGUAAUCCUACCAAAGAUCACCAAAACAAGCGACGAAAGAAUUAGAACUAAGACGACCAGCAUCCUGGAGCUGUACUGCGUCAUCGAGGCGUAUCCACUAUCGUACUUUAACAGUUCCAUCUACUGGCUCAAAGAGGAUGCUUCGGGCGAUAACAGUCAGCGAGCGUUGGCCAGCAACGUUAACAGGCGCUUCAUCGACGAGCGUCAUCUCAACACCACACUCACGCUUCGCGAUCUCACCAAGGCGCACAAUGGGACGUACUCGUGCAUCGUGCCGCAAUCGGCACAGCUGCAGGAGGACUACGGUGAAGUAAAGCGAUCGAUGGCCCUGCUGAUUCUCGACGUGCCCCAAGUGACGAUCGACUACGCGAAGGCGGUCGGCGCCAACAAGAUCUAUCUCAAUUGGACCGUGAACGACGGGAACGAUCCGAUCAAAAGCUAUAUCGUGCGAUAUCUGAAAACGGGUGAUCAAACGCAGACGUACUACCGUGAGCAAAUCGGUGCGAAUAAUUCGUUCUACGUUCUGGACGGAUUCGAGCCCGGAACGGACUACAAGAUCAGUUUGGGUGCCUCGAACAGCCAGGGCCAGGGAAAGUUUCAUGAGUACAGCGAAACAAUUCGGACGCUCGACACCGAUCCGAGCUUCACUCCGAUGGUGGAGGUCAAAGGGAGUACGCACUCGACGAUCACAAUCGGAUGGACACCGCCACCGGCCAACCUCACCGAUUACAUCCAAUACUACGAACUGGUCGUUUCGCUAGCCGGCGUCAAUGCGUCCAUCAUGAAGAAGGAAGCGUUUCAUCCGCAAAACAGUCGGAACCUUCCGUACAUGUUCGACAACCUGGCGACGGCCACGGAGUACACCUUCCGUGUGCGAGCCUGCAGUGAGCUGACGAAAAUUUGCGGCAAUUGGUCGGAUCCGGUCAACGGCACGACCAGUGAUGGGCAAGCAUCGCAACCGCGCAACCUACAGAUCACCUGCUCACACCACAACAUCUCGCGGCGCAAUUUCGUGCGUGUCCGCUGGGAAACGCCCGAGUCGCCGAACGGUAAGAUCAUAUCGUACCAAACGAUCCUCAGCGGAGUAUCCCACUUUCGCUCGGAGUACGGUGUAAUGAAGAACGAAAUCUGGGGUCCAAAGAUCAAGAACAUUCUGCAGAACGUGCUCUACACCGAGUACGACAAUGUGCCGCCGAACACAAACUAUACGGUCAACGUGACGGCGCAUACUCGAACGAAGCGACCCGGUGUGGUGGCGUCGGCCAGCUGCACCAUGCCGGCAACCACUCCCGACCAUCUGGGGCGCAUGAUCUGGGGUAAACUGCGCACGGAGGAUGACAAUUGGAUCUUCAAGCUGUUCCUUCCGCGGCUCUCGGAGCGAAACGGUCCAAUCUGUUGCUACAAAGUGUACCUAACGCGCAUUCACAUGCACCAUAAUGGAUCACUGCCAAGCCCGGAGAAUGCACCGAUCAGUAGCUACGCCGAGGUACACUCGAUCAAUAAUACGCGCGGUGGCACGUACCUAGCGGAGGUGUUUGCUAGUGCAUUCAACUACACGGAGGUGUUUCUAGGCGACGGAAAGAAUUCUCCCUCCGUCGGACUAUGUCCGCAAUGUUUACAGAUGCGGCAUCGUAUCACUUACGAUGCAGAACGAUCAUCUGCAACGACGGUUUCUCCUACCACUGAUGAUGAUACUGCUCCGUCCGAUGUCACUGUUCUGCCUGGCGGUAGAACUGGCAAUGAAGCCGUUCCACUUGAGGAUGAACGAAAGGCAUCAUCGAAUCACGAGAAGCGUGAUACAAUGAGCAGCAUGAAAACAAUCGCACAGCUGGAAACAGUCUUUGACGGAGUUCUCGAUCCAUUCAGCAACUAUACCGGAUUCGUGGAAGUUGUUGUUAAAACGGACACCGGUGACGAUGGUCGGGACUAUGUGUCGACCUACAGCGAAUACUUCCAGGAGAUGAACGCUGGAGCACCACCGGAGAGUGAUGCCGACAGGGACGAGCUCUCUUUUAUACUGAAAAUCGUUAUUCAGGUAUUGCUCGCCUUGAUCGUGGUGGUGCUGGUCGUGCUGCUGGUGCUUUGCUUCCUGCAUAGACACUUUAGCAACAACAUUGCCCAAGAAGGGGAAGCCAUCAGCCUGGGCGAUUCAUUGAGACGCGCCCUGUGCAAUGGUGGCCGCGGUGUUAAUGCUCAUCAUCGUCAUUUGCUCGGUUCCAGCAGUGCGAAACCACCGGUUCUGCCACCGAUCGCGAAAGAGGACGUACCGAAGGCGUACAAUGACAAGCACAAGGACUCGGACUACGGCUUCCAGCACGAGUUUGAGCUGCUGCCGGAUAAGUUCCUCGAUCGUACGACGAAAAACUCCGACAUGAAGGAGAACAUGCCGAAAAACCGCUACCCGGACAUCAAGGCGUACGAUCAGACGCGCGUCAAGCUGAUGCCACUGAAUGGGCUGGCCGGGUCGGACUACAUCAAUGCGAACUUCGUCAUCGGCUACAAGGAGCGGAAGAAGUUCAUCUGUGCCCAGGGACCGAUGGACGCGACGAUCAACGACUUUUGGCGCAUGAUCUGGGAGCAGCACCUGGAGAUUAUCGUGAUGCUGACGAAUCUGGAGGAGUACAACAAGACAAAGUGCGCCAAAUAUUGGCCGGAGGGUACGAACGACUCGAUACAGUACGGCGAGCUGCUGAUCACGUUCCAUUCGAUCACUUACUAUGCGGAUUACAUCGUACGCACGCUGAAGGUUACCAAACGUUCAGCUAGCUCCGGCGAGGAAACAUGUCGUGAGAUAAGUCAGUAUCAUUAUUUGGCCUGGAAAGACUUUAUGGCUCCUGAGCAUCCGCAAGGCAUCACGAAGUUCAUCAAUCGUAUCAACUCGGAGUAUUCGCUGCAGCGCGGGCCGAUCCUCGUCCACUGCAGUGCUGGCGUUGGGCGAACGGGUACCUUCGUGGCGCUGGACACCCUCUCACAGCAGCUACAAGAGGAGGGUCAAGUGUCCAUCUUCAACACCAUUUGUGAUAUGCGCUAUCAAAGAAAUUUUCUCGUACAGUCACUGAAACAAUACAUCUUUUUGUACCGAGCUCUGGCCGAGUUGGCGUACUUCGGAGACACGGAGAUCGAUCAGAAAUCGUUGGCCAGUACCAUCGAAAAUCUGAAGCAACCAUCGUCGGAGAAUCCCGAAAUAUCUCGACUUGAACUGCAAUUCCAACGCCUUAAGGCAUUCCAAGAUGACACGCGGCGAACCACGACGAUGGGCUCGAGCGAUGAGAACAAGGCAAAGAACCGAUCCGAUGCGUGCAUUCCGUACGACAAAAAUCGCGUCAUUCUAGCACCGAUUCCGGGCCGGGACAAUUGCACCUACAUCAACGCGUCGUUCGUCGAUGGGUACGAUGAGGAGAACAAUUUCAUCGUCACGCAGGACCCGAUGGAGGAGACGAUCUUUGACUUCUGGCGCAUGAUAUUCGAACAGCGUGUCAAAACGAUCGUUAUGUUUUCCGAGAUUGGUGAUGGGCCCAAUAAGUGCCCCCGCUAUUGGGCCGACGAGGAGAUGAAGUACGAAAAUCUGCUCGUUUCGUACAUCCAAAGCGAAAGCGGGCCAUACUACACGAAGCGCGAGUUCACCGUUACUAACUGCAAGACGAACGACACCAUCCAUGUAACGCAGUUCCAGUACAACGGUUGGCCCACGGUGGAAGGUGAGGUACCGGAGGUGACGCGUGGCAUGAUCGAGAUCGUCAACCAGGCGCAAAAGCAUAGCUCCCAGCAGCAGGAUAUCUUCACGAUUGCCGUUCACUGCAGUCUCGGGACGGACAAAAGUUCCCUUUUCGUUGCCAUGUGUAUAUUAGUGAUGCAGCUGAAGACGGAAAAACGCGUCGACAUUUGCACGGUCGUGCGGAAACUUCGCGCACAACGUAGUCUAAUGAUACAGACAUAUGCACAAUAUGAGUUCUUACAUAGGGCCAUUGUAAAUUUUGCCGAUCUGUAUAAAAUAUCGCUAGGCAUCGCAAACGAUUGUUGAUAAGAGUGAGUUACAGUGACGGUUCAGCUCGAUGUAGCAAUUAUUGGAAACACAUUAUUAAGUAAUAAUUUACACCGAAAACAGAACAAAAUAAUAUACGUACGGUAUGAAGACGACGCUUGAAUGGGUGUGUGUAGCGUGCAAGGAGUGUGGAAAUGGAAAACGGUAAACAGAACGUGUCUCUCUUAUAUACUCCACCUUCCAGGAAUGCGUAGAAAGGGAAAACCUGGAGAACACACAAGAACAAACGAAUGCGAACAGAGAGUAAAGGCUUAUUAUCGGGGAAUCGGUUUGACCAACGCGAACAAGUUCCAGUAAGAUUAAGUAAGAAGGUAACAGUACAUACCGGAUAUGCACAAUCUCGAACACAAUCGGAAGUUAGGGCAAGGUGAGCGGCACUUGCGAAAGAAGCACCCCCUCCUUCCCCUCCCAUAGCCACUGGAGUCAGUGUGCAGCGAACUGGAGGCCAUAGAAAGCCGACCCAUUUUUGGAACAUUUUAUGUGAAGAAUGACAAUUAGGAUUAACUCUUUUCUAUACCGAAACAUACACUGAAACCACGCGAUACAUGGAACCAACCAACCGAACGUUUAGAGCAGAUUAGAUGCAGACAGGCAGAGGGAAAGAAGGAGGUACAUGAGUAUUGUGAAGCUUUUCAACUAGUUUGCUGCUGAUGUUGCCUGUAUCCUGCGCAAUUCGGGCCGAAAACAAAAUUAGAGCGGCCCUUAGGCGAACUCAGAAGGGAGGGAAGCAGGGAACCGAGCAAACCAAUAAGCCUAGCACCUGAUGGCGAUUGUGUGCCAUUAUUUUGUUGUUAUAGUUUUGUGUUUUCGAUUUACGGUUUACAAUUGUAAAGGGAAACAAAUGAAAGAUUUGUUUCAUGGUCGACUUAAUUCUAGUAUCAGUUCGAACGCAAGUUGUCCGCGCCGGAACAGUAGUAACAUUGAAUUUGUUUUGUCAGUGCAUCGUCUUGUUCGUUGCAGUAUUAUCAAUAAACGAGUAUUUCUCACCCCAUUCAGGUGCUGAACUUUUUGGGAGAAGCCUUCGGUUCCCCAAUCCUUCGAUCCGUUUAGGCAAAAGCAGCUUGUUGCAAUGUGCGCUUGCUUAUCGCCACGCAAGUCAUGCAUGCUUUUCCCCGCGCGGGACCAGCUGAUCGGUUCCGAGGAAAGUUUAGUUUAAGUGACAAUCGUCUUUUGUUUGUUUUUCGGUGUGAUCAGCCAUCACGCACAUCAAUCACACACGGUACAUACAAACAUACAUGCAUACUACCCUCCUACAUACCAUACACACGGUUCGCAUAAGUUAUAUCGGAUAGGCAUAAUAGAACGAAUCUAGCGAGUCUAGGCGGCGGGUGCGUUGGGUAGGGGUACGUCCCGGUCUCUUCGGUUAAGUUCAUCGAUACAUUCUUCAUACCCUAAGUCAACAUUGUAUUGUGGAUCGCAAAAAAAAAGAAACAACAAAAAACAUUUGCCAUGGCACUCGAAUGCAACUA
Molecule: messenger RNA, 6082 nt
Organism: Anopheles coustani
Lineage: Eukaryota; Metazoa; Arthropoda; Insecta; Diptera; Culicidae
Gene: Ptp69D
Product: tyrosine-protein phosphatase 69D
Exons: 12
Coding region: 180-4592 (1470 amino acids)
Biological process (GO): protein dephosphorylation
Molecular function (GO): protein tyrosine phosphatase activity; protein binding
Source: RefSeq, a predicted model, not a curated record